Sander lucioperca (pikeperch) is the source of this 2033-nucleotide messenger RNA. RefSeq lists its product as uncharacterized. NCBI's taxonomy places the organism in Eukaryota, Metazoa, Chordata, Actinopteri, Perciformes, Percidae. The record is from RefSeq and is a predicted model, not a curated record. The coding region runs from base 136 to 1275 and encodes 379 amino acids. The transcript is spliced from 6 exons.
ACCAGAAGAAGAAAAAUAAGAUGGUCCUUGUGGAGAACGAGGAAGUACAGGUAAAUAAUGACUCAGACGGCUGAGCCGGUAAGUUUUAGUUGACUGUUUCUAAAACCAAUAACUGUCGUCAGUGCUAUCACCCUAAUGGCGCAGUUCGGUGAGAACAACGGUCGCGAAGCUGAAGAACAUGAAGGGACAAACGGCAGAAAUGCCCCAGAGCUUGCGUGUGGGACCGGUGACCCCGGGUUGACAGUCCCUCGGGAACUGUGGCCAUCAAAUCAUGACCAGAGGAAAAAGUUAGUCCUGCACAUCGACCUCAACAACACCAUACUGGUGUCGGACACCGUGAUAGCUCAGGGGAUAGAAGCUGCCCUGGACCAUUUCCUCUCGACUGUCACCUGGGGAAAGAUUAGCAAAAAAGGAAAGUGGGAAUGGCUGAGUGACUCGGCCUCCCUGCUCCCACCGUGCGAUGAUGCAGUUAGUUACUACUCUCAUUUUGGAAAGAUAGCAGGUUUCACCUCCGCUGCAGGGAGACGUUUCCGCGGGAUUCUGGAUGAACAUCUGGAGCUGCUCCGCUGGCCUGAGGGCACCAAGGGAGACAGAGAGCUGUCUGUAAAAGGAGCGGGUGGACAACUGUACCACUGGAUCCUCCCUUCCUUCUUCCAGCUGCUCAAAGACCUGGUGCAGGAAGGAAGGGAGUUUGCCAUCAUUUUCCGUUCGUUUGGAAGCGACCUACCUCGUGUGCUGAGCGCUGUCUCCAGAGCGCUGAAUGAAGGGGCUCAUCCACUGUUCCCUGAUCUGCCCGAUCUCAAGUUAAAUGUGAAUACGACUCCGGGCAAGAUCCGCUGCAGCAGGAGGGGAAUCGUCGUGAGCCGUGCCAAGGAAAGCAUUUCCACUCGUGAUGGAGAAAGAGGCCUGUACCAGUACUUCAGCUCAGUCCAGGGCCUGGGGGGCUUUCAGGACCACUACGACUGGUGGGCCAGUAACACCUUCUCCAUCCGCGGGGGGAAGCCGUUGUGGGUCGACCCCUUUGACCAACACGUUCAGCACAUCUUCAUAGACGACCACAUACGACAGGACGACGAGCAUACCAUUGUUCAUCCCAAGGUUUUCCUGGACCCAGGUGGCACUGAGACUCGUACAGCCUGCACCUCUGAGCUCUAUGACAUCACACUGGUCCAGACGGACCUCCUUCGGGCCAUUUCUCAUCCAAGCUACUUCACUCAGCGCGUCCACAUCUGUCUGGAAAACUACGAGAGGAAUCUCCAGCAGGGAGCAGGCUAGAACACCGCUCAACUGUAUGUCUGUCUCUGUGACAACCUCCAGUUUAGGGUUCCAUUAACCCAGACACCACAGCACAGACAGGGGAUGCAGACACGCUAGACUGUAGGUAUGGCUAUUAAACACACAGGUUGAUGACUUAUAGAAGAACCAGAGUUCAUCAAACCACGAAUGGAAGAGGUUUACAUACAGGUGAGGUUACAGGAAUCAAUAUGCAGAUUAGGAAAGAUCACAGUUACUGAAGAUGGGAGCUAGAUAAGUAGGAAUUAAAUUCAAACUGUGUAGUAGCGUUCACACUUCAUCUACUCCAGGAGAGCGGUGAAAGGAUGUCAGCUUAUACAAAGAUCGCUUCACAAAUAGAUUGUACUGUCUGCUGUCCUAAGGUGAACCGCCACAAAAGAAGAGUUCUUGGCUUGAUUAAGCACUAAAGUGGCCAGGCAAGACUCUUUGAUUGCAUCAAAGGCUCUGUUACUAAUCACGCCACAGGAUAAUUGCCCGGACUCUCUGAAAUUUUUGUCGGACAGCAUAAUUGGGGUCAGAUAUGGUGAGAAAACCCUUCAAGUGUUGCGUUAUUUGUCUAGCGAGUAGAAUCCACCGGGGUUUUGCUCCUUCAUUUGUCAUUCUCAGGGUGUGACACUUUCAUUUAGCUUCUCCCAGAGAGCGUUUAAACUUGUUUACAUCCACUCACAACUGAAAGGUAAUACUUGAAUAUGUGCAGAUGGCUGAAAAACUACUUUGUAACUAAAGGGUAAUACCUCAAA